Molecule: messenger RNA, 1032 nt
Organism: Ascochyta rabiei
Lineage: Eukaryota; Fungi; Ascomycota; Dothideomycetes; Pleosporales; Didymellaceae
Product: RNA polymerase III-inhibiting protein maf1
Exons: 2
Coding region: 1-1032 (343 amino acids)
Biological process (GO): negative regulation of transcription by RNA polymerase III
Cellular component (GO): nucleus
Molecular function (GO): RNA polymerase III core binding
Source: RefSeq, a predicted model, not a curated record
AUGAAGUACCUUGAUUUGUGCGCACUACACGAGGUCAACCUCGCCCUAAACUUCGACACCCAAGACACCGCCAUUAUCGGUGGAUGCGAUCUCUGGACCGUAAAAGCAGCUGGCAGCGAUAAGAAACUAUACAAGCGCAUCGAGAACACGCUCGAGGCCAGGCACAAGGACCAUCUCGCGGCUAUUGCAGGCUUAUCUGAGCAAUCGGCUGCGCAGUUCGCCGACGACAUAGAUGUCGAAAGGGACACGCCUUUCGGCAGCUUCAACGAGGCUUCGAAUCGACACUCGUUCGCUUAUCUCAUCGCGACAUUGAACGCGACACACAUCGACUACGACUUUGCGAACACCUUGAAUCCUGACGAGUUCCGCCGCGAAACCCAGCAGAGCUUCAUGCACAAGAUCGACCAGACCAUGUACUAUCUGCGCCCUCAGGUCUACUCUGCCGGUCUGCCCGCAGGCGCCGUCACACCACUCGGCUCACCGAUAUGGAGUCCUAGAUCUUGGCAGCUGCUCGACAGCGAGAUGGACAUGGUCAACUGCGAGUACUACGCCUGGGAGCCGUCAGACGACCCUUUCGCCGAUGAUGGCGCCAUCUGGAGCCACCACUUCUUCCUGUACAAUCGCGAUCGCAAGCGCGUGAGCUACUUUUACCUGCGUGGCAUCUCUGCCCUCUCGCCAAGUCCCAGCAUGUCGAUGUCGCUUAUGAGCAAGUUCAAGCAGUCCAACUUCGAGUCGAGUACCAACGCUGGAUCGCGCAAGCGAGCCGAGUACUGGCUUGGCGAUCGCGCGCGCAAGGGUCUUGAAGCGUAUGGCGACAGCGACGAGCUAGACAAUAUGGUCAUCGACCACCCCGGCGAUGUUGUCGAUGCGGAUCAGGACAGAUUCGUUCCCAUCCGUGAGAUGAGCAUGGAUGCUGACUACUACGAGAGUGAAGGCGAUAGCGACGUAGAGAGUCUGGUAGAGAUGCACAGACGUAGGAGGAGUGGCGUACGCACCAUGAGCGAGGGCAUCAUGGAUCGCAUGGAGCUCUAG